Varanus komodoensis (Komodo dragon) is the source of this 5083-nucleotide messenger RNA. It is a transcript of the gene PHETA2, whose product is annotated as PH domain containing endocytic trafficking adaptor 2. The record is from RefSeq and is a predicted model, not a curated record. The coding region runs from base 1448 to 2254 and encodes 268 amino acids. Gene Ontology annotation, biological process: endosome organization; retrograde transport, endosome to Golgi; receptor recycling. The transcript has 2 exons. Gene Ontology annotation, cellular component: trans-Golgi network; recycling endosome; early endosome. Lineage: Eukaryota; Metazoa; Chordata; Lepidosauria; Squamata; Varanidae.
CUUUUUUUGAGCAAGCCUGCUUUUGAACACAAAAUCGUCUCCCACAAACUGCCUUAACAAAAUUAUCCAUUUCGCUGCCCCACAUGCCCUCAGUCUGAGCUCUGGGCCUUUAAAAGGAUCUUCAUGGGGAGCAUUUAGCUCUAAGGAUUCAGUUCAGUGGUCCAUUGAUCAAACGCCAUGUUCUACCACGCCUGCUUCAUGGGAUUGUGCAUGAUAACAAACCUCUCCAAAUUCCAGUUGGCUUCCAUUGUACUGCCAACGUGCAGAAGAACCUCCAGAUAACAUGGAAGGGAAGAUCUUAGUCGAGGCGAAUGCCUUCUUCCUCCUUGGAUGGACAGUUAUAGAUUGUACAGAGGCAAACCCUGUCACUCGAUCUUACUUCCGGCACUUGAUUCAGGGUUUAAUGUGGGGGUCUUUCCUAGUCCUAUUGAAGAUGCCAGGGAUUGAAACUACAACUGUCUGCAUGCAAAUCCUGGAUCAGUGGCUGGACUUAGUGAUGGACUGUAUCAAUAAACUGAAUCUGAAUCCUGGAAAGAUGGAGGCCUCAUGGGCAAGUUGUUUCUGAGUCUGAGAGAAAAGCUUUAGGCCUACUCUGGAUGGGAUUUCACCCCCACUGAAUGGUCAGGUGUGAGGAAGCAGACACAACCCAGGCACCAACCAAACAAGGGCGCCAGUCACUGCCUUUGCCACUGAAUCAUCAGGAUGGGUUUGCACAAAGUGGCUUGGGCUUGGAUGAAAUAUAAAGAUUUGAGCCAAAAUACCUAAACACACUCUCAGAAAGCAGGGAUGGACAACAUAUUGGUAGAUAAGCCUCCAGGAGCAAAAUAGCUUUCUUUGACUCUUAAUCCCUUGUUCUUGAAGAUUGUCUAACGGGAGUAGUGCAGCUCUAAGCCUGAAGCAGCAGUGUGUUUAUGAAGUUGAAAAUGAACAUGUAGCCAAGAGCAGGCCAACUGCACAAGUCAUCGAAACAGUGACUUGGAUAGUAAUACCAAUGAAACUGCUUGCAACUGAAGAGGAUGUUCACCACCCAAGAGUGGAGCUGUUGCAGAAAUUCUGGAAGGCUGGAUAUAGCACUGAGAUUCUGCACCCCUAUUCAAUGAGUGAGAAACUAUGAAGGAUUGUAUUUAGUGCAUGGCUUCUGUCCUGUUCUGUUUCUGGGUCAUAUGUGUGUGUCCAUGUUUUAAAAUUGAAAUGUUUGUUAUCUGUUUCAGCUGAUAUUCAGCAUUUUUGCACUGCCUGACAUCACUAGCCAGGAGAAAAGAUGCUUAGCAAAUCCUUGUGACUAGAAACUGUCAAAGAAUUACAGCCUAAACAACAUCAGUGUUGAUCCUUUCUUUGCUUCAUGCACUAUUCCUGUGCCAACAAGAACAGAUUCACCAACAGGGACUGGGCUACACUGGAGUUUACUUUUCUCAAUGAUGAAUAGGGGCAGGGUAGGAUUACAACAAUGAAGCUGAAUGAGCGCAGUGUGGCUUAUUAUGCCACAAGUGACUCUCCCACAGACCAUGCCGGCUUUCUGCGCAAGCGUGUGGAGCGUCACCACCACCACCACCACCACCACACCACCUCCUACCACCGCCACUGGUUCAUCCUCAAGGGUAACUUGCUAUUCUAUUUUGAAGAGCGGGAGAGCCGUGACCCCCUGGGCCUGAUUGUGCUGGAGGGCUGCACUGUGGAGCUCUGUGAGGCUGCCGAGGAGUUUGCGUUUGCCAUCCGCUUUGAUGGCACCGGUGGCAAGGCCUAUAUGUUGGUUGCCGACUGCCAGGCUGCUAUGGAAGCUUGGGUGAAAGCACUUUCACGGGCCAGCUUUGAUUACAUGAGGCUAGUGGUUAAGGAACUAGAGAAGCAACUAGAGGAGGCCCGGAAGAGCUUGGAUGCCUGCUAUAAAUUGCCAAAGAAGUCCUCCACUGGUCGGAAGAGACACCUUUCUAAUCCCAUGAUGGUACCUGUACAGGAGCACCCUGUCAUCUUGGAGAAUGGCUACUGCACGUGGGACAGCGGUGGCACUCCUGCAGGAAUUGUUCCUUUGGACACUGAUGGGGGGCAUUUGAAACCCCCGCCCUUACCUCCUCGUCGAAGGUUUGCAAGCAGCAAUGUAAACACAGCACUUGCUGCUGGCCCUGUUGUUGCUGUACAGGAAAGUCCUGUAUCUCCAGAGACAGCCUGUUUCGCCAAGUUACAUGACUGGUACGGUCAGGAGAUUGCAGAGGUGAGAAGGGAAUGGCUGGAGAGUCAGAAAAGAGCAAGCAUGUGAACACAACAAGGAGAGGUGUGUGUUGGGGGAAGACAUGGACCCAGGGUGUGCAAGGGUGAGGAGAACAGAGAAAUGGACAUCAAGCAGGUUUUCGCAGAUCUCUUGUUUGCUGAUUGUUCUCCCCGCUAACAAAAUUGCCAAAGUACUGAUACUGCUUUCUGGAAUAAUUAAUUGCAGAUUCUGUGUUUCUUACUACCACAACUUGAUAAUUCCAGGGGAUAUAAAAAUGACCACAAUAUCCCUGAAACCUAACUAUGUACUAUCUGUAACUCAAGCAGAAGGUGUAUGCAAGAGGCUAUGGUGUACUUUCACAUAUCAGUGUGAGACACAGGGCUUCUCUACAUGAAGCUUUUAAUUUGGCACUUUGUUUCCAGACUCUUUAUAGAAUUAAGAUCUGCUCUUUUAUGCAUUCUUUCUUUCUCCAUCUUCCUAUGUGUUCUAUCACACAAAUGCAAGGUGGCACUGUGGUAUAGCAGAAUACCAAAAGUAAAUUCCACCAUUUCCAGACAAUGCUACACUUUUCUUAAUCUAAAAAAGCUGCAGAACUGCUUGGAGAGCACAGGAAAAGUCCUGGAAGAUGAUGACAUUGUGUAAAGCACCUGCAAAUUACUGUGAGUGCAGAAUAAUGAGCGCAUAAUAAAUGCCUCAUACAAAGAAGCUCUCAAAAUAGUGCUCUGGUUCUCUAUGUUGGAAUAGUAGCUUUGGGAUAUAUGAGAGGAUUCUCUGAUCAACAUUCUCUCCCUUCUUCCAUAACAGUGUUAUUAAGGGACUGAUCCUGGAGCCCUGAGACAUUGUCUGGAGCUGGUGGGGAGUACAGGAUACUUUGGAUUCCUUAGUUCAAGGUUGGAGACUGAACUCUGAUCUCAGCCCUGGGAAUCUGCACUCCAUGCCAGCUGCUUCUCCAGGGUUCAACUUUGGGAAUUCAACCUUGGAGAGGAAGGAAGUGGAAAUGGAGAUAUUGCAGAGGGAGGGAUACAAGCUUGCUCUCUGCCCCCUCCCCGAAGUGUUCCAGACAAAAACUGACUAUCUAGCAAAAUAGUAGAGUAGGAGGUGAGUGGAGGUGGAGCUUGCCUCAGCUGCUCUAAGUUUGUGGGGGGCUUAUAAACACUGAGGACACAACCCAUAGGAUUAUGCCUUUAACGGUAUUUAAUCUUGAUAUUGCAGUUACUUUAUGACUUAUGCUGGAGAGUUAAACUGUGAGUUAAACAGCAUGAUAGUUAGGUAUCUUGCCCUAUUCACUAGAACAUCCAGCACCUGUAGCCCAACUGGAAUAUUCUAUGUGCAUCACAUGCAUUAUGUAGACGUUAUUGACAACAACCUGAAAUGGUAGACUAGUAUCACUAUUCCCUCACUGCAGAUGGAGCAAAGGUGAGAGAAUAGUAGCUUGCCAGGACACUUAGUGAGUUCUCAGCCAAAGGGAAAAUGAACCCAGGAACUUUCCAGUUCACUUUCUUAGCUGCAACAUUGCACUAGCCCUCAUAAAAUAAAAAGGCACUAGCUGUCCCAGGUCUAACUCUGGCUGACCUCAGUACUUGUGCUUUUUUCUACAUUUGAGUCAGCAUUUCAAAACUCCCAUAUUUCUCCCAUACUAUUAGGUAAUACUAAGCAACCUCAGAUCCUCAGCAUCACCAUCUAUACAGUUGUUUCCUAAUGAUGGCCUAAAGCUGCAUGUGUUCUCUCUGUUCAGCACGUUGUUCUUUCUCACUUCUGUUCAUAACUCUGCACAGGGCUGCUUCCAGAUGCAGCUUAUAUUGUGCAAUUCCAGUGUUGUUCAUGGAAUUUUACAGGGAGUUUAUACAUCAGCAUCAUCAGUUUGUAGCCCUCUCAUGUAUCCCCAUCACUUUUACUUACCAGAAAAAAAUCCAUUAAAGAAGAAAAGAUGGAUUAGUCCCACAGUGCCUUUCGAUUGAUAGUACUAUGGGCUCUUUAUCUGGAAGCCCCCAGGUAAAUUACACUGGUGCUUCAAAACUACAUUUCAGAAUGACCCUUUUGGAUAUUAAAGCACAUCUCUUGAAUGUUUACAGUUCAGUGUUUGCUUCACUCCAAUUCUUGUGCAAUAGUAACAAUGCUAGGAAAUGAUUGUUACCUGAGAAGAAUGAAAGGCCCCCAUGGGCUGGACUAUGGUUAGAGUUUAAAAUUCUAAACCACUUUAAGUACAGUCACUCAGUUAUGAGUUUCAUGAUUAUGAAUCUGAGAGCUACUACAUAUAGCAAGCCUGCACAGUCUAUAGUGUGCAGUGUUACACAUUAGAUUGCAGUGUUACUGAUUUCUGAUCAUUGAGAUCCCGUUUGCUUUUCAAUGGUCUUGCACAUUAGUGACUACAAUUAAUAGUUCAGCCAACAGAACAAUUGUUUACCACUCCUUGAUGGCUCAGACCAAAUCAGUGCUGGUAAUAAGCAUUUUGUCUGUUGUUAGACUAUGGGCAAGUGCAAUACUUUAAUAAAAUGACUCUUCCAGCUGAAAGAAAAGAACCACUCUGUUUUAAUUAAGACAAAAUUAGGCUGCCAUGACAAAUAGCAUGGCAGUUCCAACAAAAGUGAGAAGUGGUGAUUAUCUGAAAGGUGAUUAUACUACAUCUGACCCCAAAGGCAAACUUUCCUCCAGCAGUGCUGACCUGGAAUAUUGUCAUCGGUAGCUCAUAUAUUUACUAGUUUCAAACAAUAAAAGAAAGCUAACAUUUUCAUGGUGUUUUACAUUCUGGUAAUGUUGUAUUACAUGUAUAUUGCAUGCCGUUAUUAUUUUUAAAAGGAUCUUUGCAUGUGUUGUAUUUUAUUCCUAAAACAAGAAUGUGCAGUAUUAUUUCAUAGUUAUUUGUACUUCAAACUUAAU